CUCCUGCUGCUGCUUCUGCCUCCUCAUCUCUUUCACUUCAAAGACGAACGCGCACCGUUUGUGUUUAAAUAAACGUUUUGCUACGUUUGAGUCGGUGCACGAAGACAACCGAGAUUAUUACAGCUGACUUCAUAUUACAUCCUUCACACAACUCCGUUGAAACAACAUCAACAGUCAAAGAUGGCUGAUUACGAAACCAUCGUUUUCUUUGACCUGGAGACCACUGGAUUAGACACUGCAUCGUGUCACAUCACCCAGCUGUCGGCUGUCUGUGAAGAGAAAGAAUUUAACGUCUACACCCUCCCCCGCCGGCCCAUCACUCCAGGCGCCAGUCAACUGACGGGCUUCACCGUCUAUUGUGGCCAGCUGUAUCUGUGCGGAAGACCUGUUGUGACCAUCCCUAUUUUUGAUGCUCUCACCUCCUUCAUCAACUAUCUAAGCAACUUCCCCGGCCCCGUGUUGCUGGCUGCCCACAAUGCAAAGGGGUUUGAUGCACUCGUGCUCAGCAGAUUGCUGCGAAGAUUCUCCCUCUGGCCGUGGUUCCAGCAGGUGGUGUCUGGGUUUGUGGAUACCUUAAUGCUAAGCAGGAAGCUCUUUCCUCUGGGCAACAACUAUUCUCUGGAGUCUCUGGUCGUCCAAUUCCUGAAAGAAUCCUACAAUGGCCAUGAUGCAUUGGAGGACGCCAAGAUGCUGCAGGAGCUGUUCAACUCAUGGUAUCACAACAGUUGGGACGUUGCAGACGUUACCUUCCCCACUGAAGCAUUUUAAAAAAGCUACAGAAAACAACUGCAAUCAGGCCACAACAACUAAAUCAUGUAAUUCCGGUUGGUUGGUUGGUUGGUUGGACAGACUGAUAUUUUGAACAUUAAGAAGAAAAUGACAGGUAGAUUAAAUUUCUUGUUUGAAAGUAGUAGUAGUUUGAAUGUCUUUUCCAGUUCCAACACAUAGAGUAUCUUCACACAUUUAUGAUCCUUUUCAGUAUAAGAUGCACAGUUAAAGGUACCCUGUUAUGUUACAUAUACUGUUUCUCAACCAAACACAUUGUAUCCUUGAGGCCUAAUAAAAUAUGCACGUUAUUUUCCUCCCUCAA
Messenger RNA from Perca flavescens (yellow perch), 1090 nucleotides. RefSeq names its product three prime repair exonuclease 2. Gene Ontology annotation, biological process: DNA catabolic process. Gene Ontology annotation, cellular component: cytoplasm. Bases 181 to 768 code for a protein of 195 amino acids. The transcript has 3 exons. Lineage: Eukaryota; Metazoa; Chordata; Actinopteri; Perciformes; Percidae. The record is from RefSeq and is a predicted model, not a curated record. Gene Ontology annotation, molecular function: 3'-5'-DNA exonuclease activity; nucleic acid binding.